Puccinia graminis f. sp. tritici CRL 75-36-700-3 is the source of this 1701-nucleotide messenger RNA. RefSeq lists its product as uncharacterized. The record is from RefSeq and is a predicted model, not a curated record. NCBI's taxonomy places the organism in Eukaryota, Fungi, Basidiomycota, Pucciniomycetes, Pucciniales, Pucciniaceae. The transcript is spliced from 2 exons. The coding region runs from base 1 to 1701 and encodes 566 amino acids.
AUGUCGACUCGAUCGACAAAUCAAAACUUGCUACCGGAAUCCGAUCCCAAUCUGAUUUUUAGAGCCGCAAACGCCGAGAAGCGAAAAGCCAAACUACUAGCUGCGAGCGAAGCUAGAGUAGCGACAGCUAAAGCAAACGCAGAGGCCCGCAAAUCGCAAGGCAACCCCGCAGCGUCUUUACCCUCCUCACCUCCCAAAAACGAGGUCUCUCCAUUGUCUAGCGAAGCAAUGUCAACACCGCUACCAUCCUCUUCAAAAUCGGGUGAUUCAGCCAAGGAAGGAAAAACAACAUCCAUUACCAACCCGACGCCCAAGUCGGAGACAAUAUCAUCCGCGGGUCCCGCUACACUCACCUACGACAAUGUCCCCUUGGACCAAUUCAUGCGAUUUGUCAUGAAAACCCAACAUCAAUCAUUAUUGAGUGCCGAAGCGGAUCGCGUUGCGGCUUCCGAGAGGAUCAACAUGCUUGAACAGGCUGUUCUUAAACUAUCAACCAAGGCCGAACAACCGUCACAGACUACAGCAAUCAGUCCGGGAAGAAUAGAUCUCCAAAAGUUCAGGCUAUCAGACGGCCCCAUCUUCCGAGGACCGUUUGGCGAAAUUGAGGCCUUUUUGAAGUGGAUGCGGGGUAUCCAGAUCUUCUUCUCAACAAAAGGAGUAACCCACGCUGAAGAUAAAGUCCGUAUUGCGGGGAGCCUGAUCAAAGAGACUAACUUACUAGCCUUCUAUCACAACGGAUCGGCAACCUAUAUUGGGGGCACAUGGAAGGAGUUUAAAGCAGCCUUGUUUGACUUUGCGCUACCUCCCCGCUGGCGCACCGACCUCAAGGAACAAAUUCAACAUCUGCAGAUGCUCAACUCAGAAUCUUUCUUAGCCUACAGUACUCGAGCACGAACACUACAAAGCCUACACAACUUUGAUGAAGCAACACUCACUGACCUGGAGCUAGCUCAAUUUGUGACGUUUGGGACCUCUGGUGCACUGCGAGGAAAAAUCGAUGACUUUGAACUCCUAGAACAAACACCGUUUGUAUAUGCUACCUUUGAGAAAAAAGCCUCUGGUUACCACAAAAACUUGAUGAGACACCUGCCAACUCACGAGCCACGCAUCCAACCUAGCGGACCCGUACAACAGACCAGACAACUCACUAAGGACGAAUUCAUCUGGCGCAUCCAUGCUUAUCUUGACUCACAAGGCCUUUGCCAUUUCUGUAAGAAAGCCUGUGGUAGUGCACCGGGUACCUGUCCGGGUCCACUGGAUCGGUCCAUUGUCCCCAUCCCUCCCUCCUUUGUAGCUCCAGCCAAACCAAGUGAUUACAAACGCCCAACCCCACGCAACGGUACCCAAUCAUUGGCGGGCAAGCCAACUAAUCUCCCAGCUGGACGACCAUCCCCAAAGACAGCUUCUGUUUCGGCACUGGCAGAAGAGGACUUAUACUCAGCCCUUGAUGAAGCAGCAGUCUCGGCAAUUCAACUGAUGAACGAUGAACUUGAACUGGCCAAGACCGAAAAGAAGUUAGCUGAGACACAGGAGAAACAACCGGAAAAGGCGACAUUCAAUAUAUCCGGGGACAACUUCUUUCCUGAAAUGGAUCGAGCAGCGGUAGCGGCCCUCAAAGACCUUGACAAACACCUAGACACAUUGAGAAAUGAUGGGUCGGAAGAACUGUUGGAUGAUGAGUGUCAGACACUGAGACACUAG